Molecule: messenger RNA, 1205 nt
Organism: Ostrinia furnacalis (Asian corn borer)
Lineage: Eukaryota; Metazoa; Arthropoda; Insecta; Lepidoptera; Crambidae
Exons: 1
Biological process (GO): DNA integration
Molecular function (GO): nucleic acid binding
Source: RefSeq, a predicted model, not a curated record
AUGUUUAAUCUUACACCGUACUCACCAAAAGUCAUAUUCAAAAAGGGCACAGAAAUACCCUUAGCUGACUUUCUUAGUCGAGAUUGCGACGCAUCUAACCUGAAAUAUGAACAAGAAGAAGACUUAAAAGUUGCUGUUAUACUACCUAUGUCAUUAGAUGCCAAAGAAGAAUUAAUUGUUGCAACAAAAGAAGAUACACACCUACAAUUACUUUUGAAGACAAUAAUACAAGGAUUUCCAGAAAAUGUCAACAACCUUCCAACAGAAUUACAACAUUAUUUUAAUUUUAAAGAAGAACUAAGCUAUUACAAAGGGAUAAUUUUCAAAGGUGAUAAAAUUGUAGUACCAAAAUCACAAAUACCUAAAAUGUUAAAGAGUAUUCAUCAAGGACAUCUAGGAAUACAAAGCUGCUUAAGAAGAGCCCGACAAUUUCUAUACUGGAAAGGACAAUAUGCAGACAUUAUAAAACUGGUAAAAGGUUGCUCUGUAUGUGAACAAACACAAAGAGAUAAUGUUAAAGAUAUAGUGCUAGUGAAAAAGAUUCCUACACUUCCUUGGCAAAUUGUUGCAUCAGAUCUAUUCGAAUUUAAAGGUAAAACCUACCUAGUAAUAUGUGACAGCUACUCUGGCUUUCUAGAUUUUCAACACCUGAAAAGUCAGUCAUCAUAUGAAGUAAUUGAACAACUUAAAAAAUGGUUUGCUGUCCAUGGUGUACCAGAAGAGCUACAAACUGAUAAUGGAACUCAAUACAUGUCCACUGAAUUCAGAACAUUCCAAAAACAGUGGCGAUUCAACCAUGUCACGUCUAGUCCACAUCACCAUCAAGGCAACGGACUUGCAGAAAAAGCAGUUCAAACAGCAAAGAAUAUUCUGAGAAAAUGCAGUAUUGACAAUUCAGAUAUACAACUGGCUCUACUGAACUGGAGAAAUACCCCAAGAAAUGAGACAUUAGGUUCACCCAACCAACGCAUUUUCAGUAGAAUCACCAGAUCUCCAAUACCUACUAUUGACAAAAACUUAAAGCCCAAAUUAAUACAAGGAGUCACAGCUGAACUACAAAGAUUGAGAGAGAAACAAAGUAACUACAGUAACAAACAUACUAAAACACCAGAAAAAUUGGAAGUCAACGAUAAAGUCAGACACAGAGUUGCUCAUCGACAUUGGGAAGGAGCAAAAGUGAUAGAAAAACCUCAUGAUUUACCAAG